Molecule: messenger RNA, 7118 nt
Organism: Spodoptera exigua (beet armyworm)
Lineage: Eukaryota; Metazoa; Arthropoda; Insecta; Lepidoptera; Noctuidae
Source: the annotation of a GenBank genome assembly
CUUUGUUCUGAUUGACGUUCCAUUCCAAGAUGGCAGACAUGCCGCUUGAGCCAUGAUAGUAUGGAAUCGUAGGAUUACGAUUUUUAGGUGUGUCUUUCUAAAUAUCGAACUAGAAUGUCUCCCGAAUUCUUGACUAAUGUCUUAUACGAAUGUUCUGACGAUGUGAAACAACUUGCUCGCGUUAAGUGCGCUAGUUUUAGGUAACGUUUGUGCCGGGACAUAUGUAAUAAAACGGUGAUCGAAAUUGUGUUUUUCGGUGUGUCGUGUACGAUAAGUAUUCUGGUUUGAUGUAAAAUUAAAAUGUGGAAUAUGAUGUGCGACGUGAUGCCCACUAUAUCGGAGGACAGUAUCAGUCAAAGGAGUUCGCAGUUAUCCGGUGAGGAUGCGAAUUUCGAGCAGUUGAUGGUGUCUAUGCUCGAUGAACGAGAUAAGCUGGUGGAAAGCCUGCGGGAGACGCAGGAACGACUGGGAGACUCGGAGCUGCGGCUCAAGGAGGUGGAAAAGGAGCGUGACUCUCUCCACAGACAGAUCGCCGCCAAUUUGCCUCAGGAAUUCGCAACUCUCACAAAAGAGCUCAACCAAGCACGAGAACAGCUCCUCGAGAGGGAAGAGGAGAUAUCAGAGCUCAAAGCGGAGAGAAACAAUACCAGGUUACUACUAGAGCACCUAGAAUGCCUGGUCUCGAGACACGAGCGCUCGCUACGCAUGACGGUAGUGAAGCGACAGGCGGCCGCGCAGUCCGGCGUCUCCUCCGAAGUAGAAGUACUGAAGGCACUCAAAAGCCUCUUCGAACAUCACAAGGCGUUAGACGAAAAGGUUCGAGAACGGUUGCGUGUCGCGUUAGAACGAAACACGGCGCUAGAAGAAGAACUAGCGCUCACUAAGGAAGAAUUGCAGCAAUACAAAUCGUCUCAAGACGACAAGCCGAAGGAGAACGGCACCGUCCCCACCGGCUCGCCCGAACAGAACGGGGAACAACAGACCACUAAGGAUCCAAAUAAUGUAAACGGCGAAUCGGAGACGACAAGGAAAAUCAGUGAACUCCAAAAUACGAUCGCCAAGCAGUCAGCAGAGCUAAGCUCCUGGCAGCGGCGUGUAGCUGAGCUGAACAACAAGGUGUCCGAGCUGGAGGACCGGCUCUCCAAGGGAGAGAAGGAGCUUGCCAAGAAGCAGGAGGAGUGCGUCAAGCUGCAGAGGGACUUGAGGGAAAACGUCGCGCAGAAGGAAGAUCAGGAGGAACGCAUCACGACGUUGGAGAAACGGUACCUGAACGCGCAGCGUGAGUCCACGUCUCUUCACGACCUCAACGAGAAGCUAGAGCAGGAGCUCAACCAUAAGCAGGCGCAGCUCAAGCUGCAAGAGGAGAAGAUUGCAGCUAUCGAGGAGAAGCUCGAGUUGUCCACGCAGAAGCUGGCACAAAUGUCUUCCUUGCCCGAGAUGGAGGAGCAGCUCAAAGCCAGGAUGGAAGCGCUCAAUCAGGCGCAGGAGCGGCACGGGUCUGCCGAGGACCGCAUCCAGCGGCUGGAGGCCAGCGUCGAGGAGAAGAACGCCGAGCUCAUGCGCCUCAACCAACGCCUGCGCAUGAACGAGGAACAUAACACCAGACUCUCCGCUACCGUUGAUAAACUGCUCUCCGAGUCUAAUGAUAGGCUACAAGUGCAUCUAAAAGAGCGUAUGCACGCGUUAGACGAGAAGAACGCGCUGACGCAAGAGCUGGAGAAGACGCGCAAAUACGCUGACGAACUGCUCGCGGAGAAACAGGAGAUACUCAAGGAGCUGGCCAAGUGGCGCAUGGAGACUGAACAGCUGAAGCGUCAAAUGCUGGAGCAGGAGAUAGCAUUCAACAUUCAACAGACGGACGCGCUCACUCGCUCGCUGUCCCCGGCCGCCCAGGCGCAGCCUCCGCCCGGACUGUUCCAACCCAAGAUGGAGGGGUCGUGGGAGAAGCUGCAGCAGGCGCACGUGCUGGCCGCCGUGCAGCCGCCCUUCGACGUCGCCAGCGACGCUGAGAACGAUGAAUCCGACGGUGGCGUAGAAGGUGGUCAUACAGACGCGGCAGCGCUGGCGUUAAUGCUGCAGGAACAGCUGGACGCCAUCAACACGGAGAUACGUCUCAUCCAGGAGGAGAAACAGACCACUGAAGCUCGCGCCGAAGAACUCGAGUCCAGGGUGGGCAGCUACGAGCACAUGAACGUGGUGGCGCGCCGCGCCGACUCCCCGCCGCGCGCGCCCUCCCCCUCACGGCAUGCGCUCGCGCAGCACCACAAGUACCACACCUUGCAGCUAUGCGAGGAAGGUGCAGGUGGCGUGGGUCCUGUAGGCUCUGUAGGCCCGGGUCCCCACGGCGAGGGGGCGGAGUCCCCGCUGACGGCGCGCUCUCUGCGUCUCGAGCGGGCGGCGCGCGCCAUACAUGCUGAGCGAGACCGACUGCGGACUCACUAUCAACCACCUUAUGAUGCGACGUCGAUAAUGUCUGGCAGCCUCGCCAGGAUCCCAAUGCACAGCAACAUCUCAUCGAGCUCUAGCCAAGAGUCCCUGGGCGGCAUGGCGUCGUCCCUCGGCGGUGGCAUGGCCAGCACUUGGGGAGGCCCGGUCGGCAGCUCGCGAGCCGGGGCCGCCUCGGCCGCCUCCAUCGCCUCCAUGCACCAACAGAAGAAGAGAGGCAUCAAGAGCUCGCUCGGAAGGUUCUUCAGUAAAAAGGAAAAGGCUGGAAUGCCGCUCCAACAAGGACAGAGUCCCCGGUCGCUAUCGUCAGUAUCGUCCCUGGGUCUGUCCUCGCUAGCGGACGACCCGAGCAGCAGUGACGCCAUGACACCGCACGCACCGAUGUCGCACGCUCCCAUGACGCAUCAAGACUACGCCAGGACUAAGAGCAAAGACCGCGACUACCGGCACGAGUUGCUGGGCGAGGCGAUGCGCGCGGGCACGCCGUUCGCGCUGUGGAACGGGCCCACCGUCGUCGCCUGGCUCGAGCUCUGGGUCGGCAUGCCGGCCUGGUACGUCGCCGCCUGCAGGGCCAACGUCAAGUCCGGGGCCAUCAUGUCCGCGCUCUCCGACCAGGAGAUACAGAGGGAGAUUGGUAUCAGCAACCCGCUGCACCGGCUGAAGCUGAGGCUGGCGAUCCAGGAGAUGGUGUCGCUGACGUCGCCGUCCGCGCCGCGCGGCACGGCUUGCGCCGCGCUCGCCUUCGGGGACAUGAACCACGAGUGGAUCGGGAACGUCUGGCUGCCUUCCUUAGGUUUACCACAAUACAGAACUACGUUUAUGGAGUGUUUGGUUGACGCGAGGAUGUUGGAGCACCUCACCAAGAGGGACCUUAGGACGCAACUUAAAAUGGUUGACAGUUUUCAUAGGACAUCUCUCCACUUCGGCGUAGCGUGUCUGAAGCGCGUGGGCUACAGCGUCCGCGCGCUGGAGGAGAGACGGCGCGCUGCAGAGCUGGGGACCAGGGACGUACUCGUGUGGACCAACGAGAGGCUGCAGCGCUGGCUCGUCUCCAUCAACCUCAAGGAGUACGCGAACAACCUGUCGGAGAGCGGCGUGCACGGCGCACUCAUCGCGCUCGACGACAACUUCGACGCCAACAGCAUGGCGCUCGCGCUGCAGAUACCCACGCAGAACACGCAGGCGCGCCAGAUCCUGGAGCUGGAGUUCAGCAACCUGCUGGCCAGCGGCACCGAGCGCGCCGCCACACACCACGACACCGCGCCCUCCUGACACCACGCGCUCAACUAGGCCACGUGGUUCCCUCGGUAGUGGGCCGGUAGAGUGGCGCGGCCCGCUGUAGUCAUACGAUAACUUUACACUAUUUAUUUGGUACAAACGUCAGUCGGCGGAGCAUGCGCGGCGUAUGGCGGCAUUUUAUAGUAACCACUACGCUUCACUGUGUAACCAGUUUACUGUGUAAAUAGUUCAGUACUCGGCUCGCUUCUCAUCUAUCUACCAAAGUACUAUAAAAUGCUAUCAUAGUGUAACGACUUGUUCAUACAAUAUAAUUCUCCCUAACGUGUAUAUUUUAGGUAAGUAAGGCUUCACUAUAACUACAAAGUGCUCUGAAUCUGUAGACUUAUGUACUUAACUUGUAAUCUGAUAUUUAUUGGACUCGGAUACAAAAUGUAUGUUAGCUGCGGCGCGCUGUACCGUGUUUCGUCGCGUCCUAAACUAAGUAUUAUCGCCUUAAAGUAUUCCCUUAGAUGUACAGUAUACUUGUUAUGAAGCAAUAUUGGCUGUUCUUUGAGCUGUGCUCUCAAUCCCUUUACAACUUGAUAGCCUUAUAUCUCAAUAGUUUGUAGUGUCGGGCUCUCCGACUAUAGCCAGUCCAGGAGCCCGAGUGUUUGCCAUUUUAUACUACCGUUGAGGAAACACGGCACACGCGAGUAAACAUUGUCAUACUCUGAUGCCAAAUAUUAGUUUAUCGUAACUAAUAUAUACAUUAAAAUUUGUAUUCCGUCGACGUUACAGUCUGCAAUAUAUUACGUUCUACUUACACAUAUUUUAAUAUGGUUUUAAUUGAAUUGACUUAAAACUUAUACUUAUAUGUUUAUUCUUAAAAGUACAAUUUCAAAAUGUUUUGAAUGAUUUUAUUUUUUAUUUUUGUAGACUAUUUUUAUUCAUUGUUGAGUCGUAUGUGAAGUAAGGUUGGAGAAUAUAGUUGCAGACUGUUUGGUCGGCUCUACUCGUAAAGUUACUGUGUUGUGAGAGAUUACAUUGUAGCCGGCAGGGGGCGACACUGUCGCGCCUGUCCUGUGUGAUACUGAACUGACACUGCGCGGUAUACUCGGCAGCUUCACUCUUUUAUUAACUGUAUGUGUUUUAAUAAUAUUUUACAAUUAAUUUUAUUAUGUUGAGAGUAUUUUUAAGGUCAGUUUUAUCAUCUCCAAUUAGUCAUGUUAUUAUUUAUAUACAGUUGCGUAGUAUACAGUGCAGGACGCGUUGUGUGUGUGUGUGUGUGCGUGUACCAAGUGCCUCGGCGAGGUGUGUAUAUACAUAGCUUUAUGUAGUAGUGGUACUGGUACUGGUUCGAUACUAGUCUAUGUACAGUGUUGUUACAUUGUUUUGUAAUCUUGUAUUCUAUUAACUCGCUACUAGAACAGCUCCCACUUAGCUAGGUAUAUUUUGUUAAGCGUUUUACAAGAAACACUUCAAUAGGUAAUCAAAUAAACUAUCGAUUGUAUAGCUAAAGCGACUUUGAUUUGAAAGUGAAUGUUUUAACGAGUAGCAAAUAUAUUGUAAAUAUUAUCAUUUCUAUCGACUGUAGGUGUAAUAGCAAUAUUUAGCUAAGAUGUGUUCAAAACUGAAAGGAUUUUUAUUGUAUUAUUACUUUGUAAUGAUAACCGCUUAUUUAUUAACUAGAUUUUAUUAUUUAUUAAGUUAUUAUAGGAAAUGUAUGAAAUAUACCGGUUUAUUAUAAUUACCUCAGUAAUGUCGUCGUGGGUGCGCCGGCGCAGGCCUCAGCUAUCUCUAGUUAUCGAGUUACAGUAUUAAUAAAAUUAGGUGACAGACGGCCGCGGCGCCACCCCUGUGUGAUUUUUAUAAAAUUAAUUAAUUUUUAAUCGUAGUAACAUUUGGAUAUUCUCGGAGUAAGUCUGCGUCCGCGAUGCAUAUUGUGAGCCGACAUUUGCAUAUACCUACAUAUUAAUAUCUCGCGCCUAUCUUACCCGCAUAUUGCUCAUAUAUUCCUUACUCGAGUUAGGUCACAAUAUGCGACGCGGCGCAUUUUCGAAAUUUUUCAUAAAUAAAUUGGAAAGUGAGGUAUCUGUCUACUUUGUAUCGCGGCUUGUGAGCGUGACGGCGCGGGCGCGGGCCGUGGCCCGGGGGACUUGCAUACUCGCCAGAAUAUAUCACUAAUUAUACAACUUGUCAUAUGGUGUAGGUAAAUGUUAUCGUUGUGAGACAGCUCGUUGUUUUCUAUAUAGGUAGGUAAAUAUCGGAAGCACUAGAAAUGUCGUUUUGACGUUCAACGUGCAAAUUGUUAUGAUUACUAAAUUAUACAGUUGUUGAGUCCCCGGUCGUUGAGUCACAUUCUGCUCUCCUGGCAACACCGCACGUGCUAGUGCUGCCAUCUGUCGGGGCGCGAGACACAGACCGACUGCCCGGCCUUUACGUGUCGGUCUGUCUAUCAAACGUAGUCUAAUUGAAUGACUUUAUUUAGAUGAAAUUAAUGUAUGGAAGACUAUUAGUAACGCGAGGCGGCUCCGUGUCGUCGGCCGUGGUGACGUCUCGUCAAUAAAGCGCGACUCAAUAUCAUACGUACACAUCAUCGUUUCAUUAUCAAUAUAUGAAUAAAUGAUAUAUUAUAUAUAUUAGCUACAUAAAGUUUGUAUACAAUGCAAGUGGAGAUGGUUAUUUAGUUAACUGUUAGUGUACUUAUAGCUUUUCGACGUAGCUAAUCAAGUUUUGUAUAAAGUCGUUUGGAUGACGUAGUAUAGCCGAAGUGUCAUGGCCGCCGUGCGGUCCCUUUGUACUCGUACACGUUUUAUAUGUUCCCUCUGAUAGCCUGGUAGUAGACGUCAUCGUCCGGUUCCGAAUCCGCGCGACAUGCCCGGCGUCGUGCAGGACGCGAGUACCCUCCCCAAGUGCCAAGUAACCGCCAUUUUGGAACGGACGCGACCGAACAAUAACUAGAAUAAUUUCUCACAUUCCACCGACUCCGAUGACGCAGUCUCGCCCGUCGGACCGUAACGAACAAAAAUAAUUUUCCAAUCGAAGUCCCAGUGGCUCGCGCUACCAAAGAAUAAAGUUACCUUCACGUUAAGGAGUAUUGUAACAUAUGUUUAUUAGAGAAACAAUUGGAUAUGUAUAUAAUUUGGCCUGUGUGUGCAUAGCUUGUUAUAGUGAGGGCGCGCGAGUGGGUGCGUCUCGUCACCGUUCGCGUUACAUUCCAAGGCUUUCCGUGUUAUAAAUGAUCGCUUUGGCCCUGACUAGGUAAUCGGUAUAUCGUUACAGGUGAACCCUUCUAACGGCCAUUGUUUUGAUGUCAUUACGAAAUUGUUAACUAGACAAUGUUUAUUUUGACCAAUGUAAUCUGUACUAAUGUGUAAUCUGUACGUUUGUAAAAACGUUUGUCAAAAGUGCGAUGACGGCAUACGUUGUGCAUAAUGAUAAGAGGUAAAUACAAU